Messenger RNA from Necator americanus (New World hookworm), 2349 nucleotides. RefSeq lists its product as uncharacterized. Gene Ontology annotation, molecular function: mRNA binding. Bases 1 to 2349 code for a protein of 782 amino acids. The transcript is spliced from 19 exons. The record is from RefSeq and is a predicted model, not a curated record. Lineage: Eukaryota; Metazoa; Nematoda; Chromadorea; Rhabditida; Ancylostomatidae. Gene Ontology annotation, cellular component: cytoplasm; nucleus.
AUGGGUUACGACAGUCCUUCGAGAGGUGGGAGCACUUUCAGCGGUUCCCGUGGAAAUUUCCGAGGGAAAUCUCCACAUUGGAAAGGAGGAGACAGAGGUGGUGGCGGAGGAGGUCGUGGGGGUCGAGGAGGUCAAAGAGGAGGCUUUGGAUCACCAGCUGAACGUGGAAGAGGUGGCGGCUUUCGAGGUAGAGGUUCAUCUCCUAACAGAGGCAAUUCCUUUUCUACAAACUUCCGAGGUGGUCGAGGUUCCACUCCUAAUAGAGGCAAUUCAUUUUCUCCUAACGUUCGAGGGGGCCGAGGCGCAUUCACACCUCGUGGAAAUCGUGGUUCACCGGGCUUCAAAGGUUCUGGCAGAGGAGCACGAGGUUCUUUCAGUGAAAAGCGCAAACCUUUUGAUCACAAGGAAAACCAGGAAGGUGGCAAGUUUUCCCAACAUAAAAAGGUUUUCUCUGCACCGAAUACUCCUACUGAUUCCAAAAAGAAACAUAAGAAGUUAGACGAAAGCGAAGAAGACGAAGAAGACGAGCAGCAAGUGUUAAAGGAAAAGAAAAAACUCAACGGAAAACCUACCACAAAGCACGUUCCUGAAGACGAGGAAGAAAGUGAAGAAGAAGAUGAUGAAGAAGAGGAAGAGGAGGUGGAUGAAGAUGAAGAAGAGGACGAAGACGAUGAAGAAGAUGAUGAACCAGUGCAAUCUGCUACGAAAAAACAAGUUCCAAUUCCCAAAAAGCCUGAAACGUCGAAGAAAACUGCGGUUGAGGAAGAUUCCGAUGAAGACGAUGAAGAUGAGGAAGAAACUGAUGAAGAAGACGAAGAUGAUAGCGAUGAUGAAGUAGCUGCACCUGCUAAAAAAGUAACAUUGCAAAAGAACAAGAGUGCUGUCUCGAAGACAAAUUCCGCUCCAGUUGCCGAAGAUGACGAAGACGAAGAGGAUGAAGAUGAUGACGAGGAUGAAGAAGAAGACGAAGAAAGCUUGGAAGACGAAGAACAAACAGAACCAGUUGUGAAGACACCAGCGCAGAAACCAAGUCAGAAAGAAGUUAAAAGUGCAGUCAAGAGUGGGAAGGGGACUGAUGUGAAGAAACAUGUGGAUGUUUCUGCGGCUGCCACCCCUGCUACAUCUUCCAAAAAGAUCCCUGUUACGCCCCAUCCUCAGAAGAAGGCGCCGAAUGAUAUUCCUCGAGCAACCUUGAAUUUUGAUGACAGUAGUGAGGACGAGGAAGAUGAAGAUGAAGAAAUGGAAGUUGAUGAGGACGAUGAAGAAGAGUCUGAAGGAGGCGGAGAGGAUGAUGAAGAAGACGACGAAGAUGAAGAAGAAGAUGAAGAGGAGGAGGAAACACCGGCUAAACCGCCUACGAAAAAAGCAGAUGGUUUAACUCAACCGAAGAAAGGUGUUACGGUUUCGAAUGAAGCUGAUGGAAAGAAAAUCCAGGAUGCGAACCAGGGGCUCAAAAGAAAGGCAGUAGAUGUACCCAACGAACGGGAAGCAAAACAUGCUAAGCUUGAUGAGAAUGUUGUCGUCGAUGAAGAGAAUAAACGCAGACAAGAGCGAGAUGAGCGUUCGCUGUUUAUCAAGGGAUUUCCUAAGAACACUAAGACUCAAGAUCUCGAAGCAUUGCAUGCAGAUAUUGAAACAGUGCGACAUCGUAAAGGAACAUCAUUUGCAUGGUUGGUAUUCAGAAACCAAGCGUCAUGUAAAAAGGCGCAUAGUACAUUAUCCAUCACCAAAAUUGGAGGUAAACCAUUGUUCGUGGAUUUUUGUGGGUCAAAAUCUGCUAAAGCCGGAACAAUCCAAAAAGAAUCAAAACCAAUCAAUCCUUUGGAACUUUAUAUCAAUGGAUUACCACCUAUGGUUACUAAAGAAGACAUUAAGAACGUUUUUCGAGCAGCUGUGUCUAUUCACAUUCCCAACACGCGAGCUCAUGAAAUGAAGCGUGCUUUCAUAUUGUUCUCCAGCGAAGACGACGCAAAAUCUGCUUUUGAUAAAGGAAAAGGGCUCAAAUUGAGUGGAAAAUCUGUUGAAGUGUUUUAUGCUCGAGUUCGACGCACUAAUGAACAGAAUACUGCGGCAAAGCCAGCUAAGGGUGCACAAACUGUCAAGCCUGCAAGUUCCUUAACCGUAAAGAAGGCUGCUGUAGCGCCAAGGAAGGAAGAAAGUGACAGCGAUGAAGAGGAGAUUGAAUCCAGUGAUGAGGGAAUCGAGGAAGUACCUGAAAAACAUUUGAAGAAGAGUCCAUUGAAGGCGAAAUCUCAGCCUGAUUCCGGUGAUGAAGAUGAGGAUGAGGAUGAGGAUGAUGAAGAAGACGAAGAGGAAGACGAAGAAGACGAGGAGGAAGAUGAGGAAUGA